CAAUGGAUGAACAUGAUCUUAAUUGUUAAAGAAUCUCUGUUCUCUAAAUAGAUGGAUUACCCACCUGUUGAUGAAAAUCUAACAGAUACUACUGUUGACCAUGGGUUUUUGAGAUUUUGAUGAUUAUUUAUAUUGUUAAUCAAACUGCUAUGCAUGCAAAUCCUUGAGAAGGCUGAUAGGACAACCAUGUGCAUUUUGAUCACUGGGUUCGUGGCAACUGGGGAUCCAUCAUGUUUGAAUUCAAGCAGCAACUUGCAUUCUCAGAAGCCAUUUGAAAGGUUCUUAGAUAGAACAUUCCUAACUCAAGACUAUUUUAUGUUGGAUGGCUUUGGCAUGCUUUCCUACUUAAAUUAUAAAUGCACUGCUAAACUUAGCUACAAAGAUGUUUGAUAUAUAUAUAUAUAUAUAUAUAUAUGAACAUCUCGCAGGAGUAAUUUCCCACAUUUUCUGACUUGCAGGUUUUGUAACUAGUUUCUUGACUGAAUAAUAUCAUUGGCAUUUUUGCCUGGUCUGGCUGCUGAAGCGGUCAGUUGCUGUUACAAUUGUUUAUAGCAUUUCCAGGUUAUCUCUUUGCUAAACUACAGAUGAAUCUUUCCAAGGCAAAUACUAGCAGCACAAUGUUAAUCUGGCUGGUGGCCACUUGCCGCAGAACCUUGUGUUGCCUCUAUCUUUGUUAUGUAUUCUCCUCGAGAUCAUAGUUCAUUCAAAACCGGAAACAGAAAAAGGUAAGAGACCUAACAAGACGUAUUAUUAAUGCAUGCUGCGUUGAUACAUGGUUAGUCAUACACAAAGAUGCUUGUAGUUUGGUUAAAUUUAGCUCCUGUGUAGGUAAGAUCUAGCAAUACGACCAUUGGCUCCCUUUGGGUAGAAACCUCCAGGUACUCCCUUGUCCCCGGUUCCAUACACAAUCAUCAGAAUCUGUUCUGGGGUUCUGUCAUAUGAAAGUGAGUACUCAUUUCCAGCUAG
This is a messenger RNA of Rubroshorea leprosula, 966 nucleotides long. The record is from the annotation of a GenBank genome assembly. Lineage: Eukaryota; Viridiplantae; Streptophyta; Magnoliopsida; Malvales; Dipterocarpaceae.